Molecule: messenger RNA, 1071 nt
Organism: Trichomonas vaginalis G3
Lineage: Eukaryota; Parabasalia; Trichomonadida; Trichomonadidae
Exons: 1
Coding region: 1-1071 (356 amino acids)
Source: RefSeq, a predicted model, not a curated record
AUGAAGAAAAGUAAAGCUCAUUUUCUUUGGCUCUUAUAUACACUAAGUGAUAAAUGCAAUGACACAAAGGCAAAAGAACUAUGCCAGAAUCUAGAUGCAAUGGAUUCUCAAGAAUUUUUAGGCUAUUUUUCCGAUAUCAAAACAUAUAUUUUACUAACGAACUAUAUUUUCGAUGUAAAUACAGAUGCUCCAAUCGACAUUCUGCAUAAUCACGGAUACUACAGGUAUGGCGAUGCAUCAAUAUUCGCGAAAUCCAAUUUUGACGAGAUCGCAUUUAUCAACUUAAUUGAAUGUUACAUGUGGGCAAGCUUAGACAGAAAGAUACCGACAAAUGUCCUUGUAAAGAAGGUUGGAAGAACCAAAGUUUUUUCACUAAAUGAUCCAGAAGCAAUAAUUUGUUCAUGGAUCAAUACAUGUUGCAGCACAUAUACAAAACUUAGACCAGUUACAUCUAUUUCGCAAUAUUUCAUCGGUUCUAAUCAGUUCAGGGCCCUUUUAUAUUCAUAUACUCGGGAUGAAUCAUUAUUGCAAUAUUCAGACCCUAAGACAAAUGCAGAAAUAUCUCUUCGUACAUGUUCUACAUAUGGAAUUAAGCAAACAUUUGAAUACGAAAAUUAUCAGCAAUCUCCAUUAGUAAUCAUGUGCUUCUUAGUUGAUGCCAUUGCCAAACUCGACAGUAUAAAGCCAUUACCACGCCCAAGAACCAUUUCUAGAAUGGACAUGCAAAGGAUCGAAAAAAAUAUAUCAGAUACAAAGAAAGAAGUUGAAUCCCUUAAAAUAAGAUGCGGAGUUCUCGCUAAUGAUGUCAAUCUUAUCGCUGCAAGAUUAGUUAGAAUGAAAAGACCUUCAACUUCAAUCAGCGCUGUUAAAUCAAAGCCACAACUUCCUGUUCAGAUGCAAUUCCCAGAUGGACCAGGACUUCCUCCAUUGCAUGAUCUUCAAUCUGAUAUUCCAGAUGACAGACCUAAAUCAGCUUUGCAUGUCAAAUGGGAGAUUCCUGUAGAGAUGCUUAGUAAUAGAGGUGGUGGUAAACUCAAAGAUCCACAAAGUUCUCCAGUUGAAUCAUUGUAA